AUGUCUCGCUCAAGAAAACCGACAGAAGUUAAGGAGGUGAAAGACAAGGGAGCCUUCUUUACAGCCCGAACAACACAAAGUAAGCUUAUUGAUACAGGAGUUCAUGAUGGAGCAGACGCUGAGACAGAAGGUGAUACAAUCUCAGAUACAGAUAUAGAUCCUAAGCCUGCCCCUGCCUCUGCUCUUGCUCCUGCUACUAAACAAGUAGAGGCCCUCCUUACACCGAAGCUGUUACAGGAAAUGUUGGAUAAAGCAGUUAUUCAAAUGCAGACUGCAGUUGCAACUGCUAUUGCAGAUUUAAGAGAGGAUCUGAUUAAAUAG
This is a messenger RNA of Pelobates cultripes (western spadefoot toad), 321 nucleotides long. The record is from the annotation of a GenBank genome assembly. NCBI's taxonomy places the organism in Eukaryota, Metazoa, Chordata, Amphibia, Anura, Pelobatidae.